CAUGCAAAUGGAAGGAUGAAUUCGUUUGAAAGCGUACCCGAUUACUUAAAUAAAAAUAUAUUUCCAACUUUAUUAAAUGCAAUGGAAGAAAUGUUACUUGAAGCCGAUCGCCGAAAUGCAUUAGAGACACAUAAAUGCUCCUUCAAUGGCUUGGAUUAUCUCGCCGAGAUCCUUUGGAACCGAAAUUCGCGACAUCCAAGUAGACUGCACGCUUGGCACAAUGUGUUUAAUAUACCACAGUUUAAGCUAUGGCUAAUGUUGCAUCCUAGGCCAAUUUAUCCAAAAUCAUGGCUGUGGACCAGAGAGGAUGCUGCCUUGCACAUUCAGAGACACAUUCGCGGUUGGCUCAUUAGAAAAAAAGCGGAUGUACAGGAGAUGCGUCAAUUUUGGAAGGUAGAUAUAAUCAAGGAAUUAAAGUGUGAAUAAUGACUCUCACGUAAAUUGCAGGUUAUUCGAGAGG
This is a messenger RNA of Solenopsis invicta (red fire ant), 460 nucleotides long. RefSeq names its product IQ domain-containing protein K-like. Lineage: Eukaryota; Metazoa; Arthropoda; Insecta; Hymenoptera; Formicidae. The transcript is spliced from 3 exons. Bases 16 to 426 code for a protein of 136 amino acids. The record is from RefSeq and is a predicted model, not a curated record. Gene Ontology annotation, molecular function: protein binding.